Molecule: messenger RNA, 2643 nt
Organism: Rana temporaria (common frog)
Lineage: Eukaryota; Metazoa; Chordata; Amphibia; Anura; Ranidae
Product: flocculation protein FLO11-like
Exons: 3
Coding region: 1-2643 (880 amino acids)
Source: RefSeq, a predicted model, not a curated record
AUGGCGAAGCGCGAAGCCAGUCAGAGAAUGUUGCAACGGCCAGCGGCGAUAUUUCCCACAAACGCGGGCUGGUGGACGAAGGGGGGUGGUUUUGGGGAGGGGGGCGUGUACGCUUGUCACCAAGUGGUUCCUCCAGCUUCCUCUACCAAGCGCUUCCUCCAGCUUCCUCUACCAAGCGCUUCCCCCAGCUUCCUCUACCAAGCGCUUCCUCCAGCUUCCUCUACCAAGCGCUUCCUCCAGCUUCCUCUACCAAGCGCUUCCUCCAGCUUCCUCUACCAAGCGCUUCCUCCAGCUUCCUCUACCAAGCGCUUCCUCCAGCUUCCUCUACCAAGCGCUUCCUCCAGCUUCCUCUACCAAGCGCUUCCUCCAGCUUCCUCUACCAAGCGCUUCCUCCAGCUUCCUCUACCAAGCGCUUCCUCCAGCUUCCUCUACCAAGCGCUUCCUCCAGUUUCCUCCACCAAGCGCUUCCUCCAGUUUCCUCCACCAAACGCUUCCUCCAGCUUCCUCUACCAAGCGCUUCCUCCAGCUUCCUCUACCAAGCGCUUCCUCCAGCUUCCUCUACCAAGCGCUUCCUCCAGCUUCCUCUACCAAGCGCUUCCUUCAGCUUGCUCUACCAAGCGCUUCCUCCAGCUUGCUCUACCAAGCGCUUCCUCCAGCUUGCUCUACCAAGCGCUUCCUCCAGCUUUCUCUACCAAGCGCUUCCUCCAGCUUCCUCUACCAAGCGCUUCCUUCAGCUUCCUCUACCAAGCGCUUCCUCCAGCUUUCUCUACCAAGCGCUUCCUCCAGCUUCCUCUACCAAGCGCUUCCUCCAGCUUCCUCUACCAAGCGCUUCCUUCAGCUUCCUCUACCAAGCGCUUCCUCCAGCUUCCUCUACCAAGCGCUUCCUCCAGCUUCCUCUACCAAGCGCUUCCUCCAGCUUCCUCUACCAAGCGCUUCCUCCAGCUUCCUCUACCAAGCGCUUCCUUCAGCUUCCUCUACCAAGCGCUUCCUCCAGCUUCCUCUACCAAGCGCUUCCUCCAGCUUCCUCUACCAAGCGCUUCCUCCAGCUUCCUCUACCAAGCGCUUCCUCCAGCUUCCUCUACCAAGCGCUUCCUCCAGCUUCCUCUACCAAGCGCUUCCUCCAGCUUCCUCUACCAAGCGCUUCCUCCAGCUUGCUCUACCAAGCGCUUCCUCCAUCUUCCUCUACCAAGCGCUUCCUCCAGCUUCCUCCACCAAGCGCUUCCUCCAGCUUUCUCCACCAAGCGCUUCCUCCAUCUUCCUCUACCAAGCGCUUCCUCCAGCUUCCUCUACCAAGCGCUUCCUCCAGCUUCCUCUACCAAGCGCUUCCUCCAGCUUCCUCUACCAAGCGCUUCCUCCAGCUUCCUCUACCAAGCGCUUCCUCCAGCUUGCUCUACCAAGCGCUUCCUCCAGCUUCCUCUACCAAGCGCUUCCUUCAGCUUCCUCUACCAAGCGCUUCCUCCAGCUUCCUCUACCAAGCGCUUCCUCCAGCUUCCUCUACCAAGCGCUUCCUCCAGCUUCCUCUACCAAGCGCUUCCUCCAGCUUCCUCUACCAAGCGCUUCCUCCAGCAUGCUCUACCAAGCGCUUCCUCCAGCUUCCUCUACCAAGCGCUUCCUCCAGCUUCCUCUACCAAGCGCUUCCUCCAGCUUCCUCUACCAAGCGCUUCCUCCAGCUUCCUCUACCAAGCGCUUCCUCCAGCUUCCUCUACAAGCACUUCCUCCAGCUUCCUCUACCAAGCGCUUCCUCCAGCUUCCUUUACCAAGCGCUUCCUCCAGCUUUCUCUACCAAGCGCUUCCUCCAGCUUCCUCUACCAAGCGCUUCCUUCAGCUUCCUCUACCAAGCGCUUCCUCCAGCUUCCUCUACCAAGCGCUUCCACCAGCUUCCUCUACCAAGCGCUUCCUCCAGCUUCCUCUACCAAGCGCUUCCUUCAGCUUCCUCUACCAAGCGCUUCCUCCAGCUUCCUCUACCAAGCGCUUCCUCCAGUUUCCUCUACCAAGCGCUUCCUCCAGCUUCCUCUACCAAGCGCUUCCUCCAGCUUGCUCUACCAAGCGCUUCCUCCAGUUUCCUCUACCAAGCGCUUCCUCCAGCUUGCUCUACCAAGCGCUUCCUCCAGCUUCCUCUACCAAGCGCUUCCUCCACCUUCCUCUACCAAGCGCUUCCUCCAGCUUCCUCUACCAAGCGCUUCCUCCAGCUUCCUCUACCAAGCGCUUCCUCCAGCUUCCUCUACCAAGCGCUUCCUCCAGCUUCCUCUACCAAGCGCUUCCUCCAGCUUCCUCUACCAAGCGCUUCCUCCAGCUUCCUCUACCAAGCGCUUCCUCCAGCUUCCUCUACCAAGCGCUUCCUCCAGCUUCCUCCACCAACGCUUCCUCCAGCUUCCUCCACCAAGCGCUUCCUCCAGCUUCCUCUACCAAGCGCUUCCUCCAGCUUCCUCUACCAAGCGCUUCCUCCAGCUUGCUCUACCAAGCGCUUCCUCCAGCUUCCUCUACCAAGCGCUUCCUCCAGCUUCCUCUACCAAGCGCUUCCUCCAGCUUCCUCUACCAAGCGCUUCCUCCAGCUUCCUCUACCAAGCGCUUCCUCCAGCUUCCUCUACCAAGCGCUUCCUCCAGCUUCCUCUACCAAGCGCUUCCUCCAGCUUGCUCUACUGA